CAUCCGGCGCGGGGGUGCCCAAGUUGCGGGGGAGCUGGGACCCGCCACCGCGGCCCCCGCGCGGCCACGGCCACCGUCUGAGCGCCAGCCUCGCCCCCUGUCCGAGAGCAGCCAAGGCUGGAUACAUUUUUUAAAAGCCCAACUGCAAACAACUCUGGCGAUGCCAAAAUUCCCAGCCGAGUGACAGGGCUUGGGAGGAGGCUGCUUCUGGCUGUGCUAGCUCUCGGGUCGCCUGUGCCUCCUCUGCGACUAGGAAAGGCUGUGUGUGCUCUGGCAAGAGGGAUUUGGAAAUUAGAGGGAAAGCUGCACUCAACUCUAUCGUGACCUCAAACUCUGUGGACCGGAUAAAAGAAUAUCUAAAUAUUGGAAGUAAAGUCGUGGUCAAGGAGGAUCAGCAUCAUCGGAGGAUGGAAGUUUUCCCCUUGCUCUUGUUUCUGUCCCUCUGGUGGUCUCGAACCUGGGACCUGGCGACCGCCGAUUCCAUCAUCCACAUCGGAGCAAUUUUUGAUGAAUCUGCUAAAAAAGAUGACGAGGUAUUCCGCACAGCAGUUGGUGACCUCAACCAGAAUGAGGAAAUCUUGCAGACUGAGAAAAUCACAUUUUCCGUAACAUUUGUUGAUGGAAACAACCCUUUUCAAGCUGUUCAAGAAGCGUGUGAACUUAUGAACCAGGGCAUCUUGGCCCUGGUCAGCUCCAUUGGUUGUACAUCAGCUGGGUCCCUCCAGUCUUUGGCAGAUGCCAUGCAUAUCCCCCACCUCUUCAUUCAGCGCUCAACAGCUGGGACCCCAAGAAGUGGCUGUGGCCUCACCCGGAGCAACAGAAAUGAUGACUAUACUCUUUCAGUUCGUCCUCCUGUCUACUUGAAUGAAGUCAUCCUAAGAGUAGUCACAGAGUAUGCAUGGCAGAAAUUCAUUAUCUUCUAUGACAGUGAAUACGAUAUUCGUGGGAUACAGGAGUUUUUGGACAAAGUAUCGCAGCAGGGGAUGGAUGUUGCUCUUCAGAAGGUGGAAAACAACAUCAAUAAGAUGAUCACCACCCUCUUCGACACCAUGAGGAUUGAGGAGUUGAAUCGCUAUCGAGACACUCUUAGGAGAGCCGUCCUUAUUAUGAACCCUGCCACAGCCAAAUCCUUCAUAAGCGAGGUGGUGGAGACAAAUCUGGUUGCUUUUGACUGUCACUGGAUCAUUAUAAAUGAGGAAAUAAAUGAUGUGGAUGUCCAGGAACUUGUCAGAAGGUCCAUUGGAAGGUUAACAAUCAUUCGGCAGACAUUUCCAGUCCCCCAGAAUAUAAGUCAGCGCUGUUUCCGUGGCAACCAUCGAAUCUCUUCAACACUGUGUGAUCCCAAGGAUCCCUUCGCACAGAAUAUGGAGAUCUCUAACCUUUACAUCUAUGACACGGUGCUUCUGCUUGCGAAUGCCUUUCAUAAGAAGCUGGAGGACCGCAAGUGGCACAGCAUGGCGAGCUUGUCGUGUAUCAGGAAAAACUCGAAGCCAUGGCAGGGAGGACGGUCUAUGCUGGAGACUAUCAAGAAGGGUGGAGUUAAUGGAUUAACUGGAGAUCUAGAAUUUGGUGAAAAUGGAGGUAACCCCAAUGUCCAUUUCGAAAUUCUUGGAACCAACUACGGAGAGGAACUUGGCAGAGGUGUCCGCAAACUUGGGUGCUGGAAUCCUGUCACGGGUCUGAAUGGGUCACUGACUGACAAGAAACUGGAGAAUAACAUGCGGGGCGUGGUUCUACGUGUGGUGACUGUACUGGAGGAACCUUUCGUAAUGGUUUCGGAAAAUGUCUUGGGAAAACCGAAGAAAUAUCAGGGCUUCUCCAUUGACGUUUUGGAUGCCCUAUCUAACUACCUGGGUUUUAAUUAUGAAAUUUAUGUUGCACCAGACCACAAAUAUGGUAGCCCACAAGAAGAUGGGACAUGGAAUGGAUUGGUAGGAGAACUUGUUUUUAAGAGAGCUGACAUCGGGAUUUCUGCUUUAACCAUCACUCCAGACCGCGAGAAUGUUGUGGAUUUUACAACACGCUACAUGGACUACUCAGUGGGGGUCCUACUUCGGAGGGCAGAAAAAACAGUGGAUAUGUUUGCCUGCCUUGCUCCAUUUGAUCUAUCUCUGUGGGCCUGCAUCGCUGGCACAGUUCUUCUUGUGGGACUCCUGGUCUAUCUCUUGAACUGGCUUAAUCCUCCACGAUUGCAAAUGGGAUCAAUGACAUCUACUACACUCUACAAUUCCAUGUGGUUUGUGUACGGGUCCUUCGUACAGCAAGGUGGGGAAGUCCCAUACACAACUCUGGCAACCCGAAUGAUGAUGGGGGCAUGGUGGUUAUUUGCUCUGAUUGUCAUCUCAUCUUAUACAGCAAACCUUGCUGCUUUCCUCACUAUCACGCGCAUUGAGAGCUCCAUCCAGUCUCUUCAGGAUCUGUCAAAGCAAACAGAUAUCCCUUAUGGCACCGUCUUGGACUCCGCAGUGUAUCAGCAUGUCCGCAUGAAGGGGCUGAAUCCUUUUGAGAGGGACAGCAUGUAUUCCCAGAUGUGGAGAAUGAUCAACCGAAGCAAUGGCUCGGAGAACAAUGUUCUGGAGUCCCAAGCAGGCAUUCAGAAGGUGAAAUAUGGAAACUACGCUUUUGUAUGGGAUGCGGCUGUGUUGGAAUAUGUGGCUAUCAAUGACCCAGACUGUUCCUUCUACACUGUUGGAAAUACUGUUGCUGACCGGGGAUAUGGCAUCGCACUGCAGCAUGGCAGCCCCUACAGAGACGUCUUUUCACAAAGGAUCCUGGAGCUGCAGCAGAGUGGUGACAUGGACAUCCUCAAGCAUAAGUGGUGGCCUAAGAAUGGCCAGUGUGACCUGUACUCCUCAGUGGAUGCAAAGCAGAAGGGAGGAGCCCUGGACAUCAAGAGCCUGGCAGGCGUGUUCUGCAUCCUGGCUGCGGGGAUUGUGCUCUCUUGCCUCAUAGCGGUGCUGGAGACAUGGUGGAGCAGGAGGAAGGGCUCCCGGGUCCCAUCCAAAGAGGCUCCAGCCUUGCCAAAUGAAACUGCAAUGUCUGAAAGAAGCAAUGCUUGGCCAAUAAGGCCAUGCUUGAAGCUUGGCAGUAAUAACUGGAAAAACCAGGCAUCCAGCCAUGGCCUGCACCACUCAGCACAAGUAGGAAGGCCUCUUGAUGACCCAUAGCCUCUACCAUCCCUGGAGAUGCUGAGACCUUACCCACCUCUUGAUCUCAGGCCUCAUUUGAUCCUGAGUACCACAAACUGGUGAGCUGAUACACUGUCUCCUAGAUUUGAAAUUCUUCUUCCAUUCAGGAAGCUGUUCUUCACCAGGCUGUGACACCUGCUACAUUUGCCCCACUGAAGAGGUAGCAACUGACUGCUGCUUUCUGCCGCAGGUCCUGAGUCUGGCCUGGGCCAGCCCAUUAGCCUGGCAGCGAUGAUCCUUGUUCAUUGUGGACUGUUUGUGGACUAUAUGUCUGUGUGUCCUGGUCAAGAGCACUCACACUGAGGUCCAAGUCUGAGUCACAGCAGUGUUAUCCCCAACUUUUACCUGUUCAGGAUUUACCUGGAUCCUCAGACUUUGACAGACAGCAUACAAGGAGAUGAGAUGGACCAAGGAGACUGUGCCUUGGCAAACUUAACUGGAGGAAACAAGAGCUCUCUUCCAGCCCUCGCCUAAUUAGUUGUGACUCUGAUUAAUCCUGUUUUGUCAUAGAUUUCUCUCCAUAUAACUAAAAUAAUGCCAUCUUCAUAUUUACCACAGACCUAGUUUUCUCCAUGCUAAAAAA
This is a messenger RNA of Acomys russatus (golden spiny mouse), 3771 nucleotides long. RefSeq names its product glutamate ionotropic receptor delta type subunit 2 (gene Grid2). NCBI's taxonomy places the organism in Eukaryota, Metazoa, Chordata, Mammalia, Rodentia, Muridae. Gene Ontology annotation, molecular function: glutamate-gated receptor activity; transmitter-gated monoatomic ion channel activity involved in regulation of postsynaptic membrane potential. Bases 408 to 3167 code for a protein of 919 amino acids. Gene Ontology annotation, cellular component: postsynaptic membrane; plasma membrane. The transcript has 16 exons. Gene Ontology annotation, biological process: modulation of chemical synaptic transmission; monoatomic ion transport; synaptic transmission, glutamatergic. The record is from RefSeq and is a predicted model, not a curated record.